AUGUUAAGGCAAUCAGUCAGAGCUUUUUCCACCACUGCGGUGCCAAGAAUGGCCAGAAUGUCCCUUAUUGGCACAAUUGGCUCGGACUUAGAGAAGAGAACUACAUCUACUGGUAAAGAAUUCAUUAAGUACUCAGUUGCUGUCAAUUCCAAGAAUAAGACUGACCAGAUAACUUCUUGGUUCAAUGUCGCCUGCUUUAUUCCUCCUCAAAUUAACUUCAUGACAACCUACUUGGGUAAAGGUGCUAAGGUUUAUUUGGAUGCCGACGUGUCGAACACUUCUUACGAGAAGACCGAUGGUUCAAAGUCCACAUCUUUGAUGCUCUUCCAGACCAAUGUCGAGGUUAUUAGAUUCCCUAAGAAGCCUGAGGAGUCUACAGAGUCCGCUUAA
Brettanomyces nanus is the source of this 390-nucleotide messenger RNA. RefSeq lists its product as uncharacterized. The coding region runs from base 1 to 390 and encodes 129 amino acids. NCBI's taxonomy places the organism in Eukaryota, Fungi, Ascomycota, Pichiomycetes, Pichiales, Pichiaceae. Gene Ontology annotation, molecular function: single-stranded DNA binding. The record is from RefSeq and is a predicted model, not a curated record. The transcript has a single exon. Gene Ontology annotation, biological process: DNA replication.